Molecule: messenger RNA, 2772 nt
Organism: Folsomia candida
Lineage: Eukaryota; Metazoa; Arthropoda; Collembola; Entomobryomorpha; Isotomidae
Product: solute carrier family 15 member 2
Exons: 25
Coding region: 334-2583 (749 amino acids)
Biological process (GO): transmembrane transport; oligopeptide transport
Cellular component (GO): membrane
Molecular function (GO): dipeptide transmembrane transporter activity
Source: RefSeq, a predicted model, not a curated record
AAUUCGCAAGCACUAUCCAUAACGGAGUUGGAUUUUCUAUUGAUACUUAACUUUCCUCGAUGGCGUUCAUUGUUUGCUGUCAUUAAACACAGUGCGUAUAAACAUUAGUUGAAAAAAAAUCCCGUUUGAAAGUGGUCAGUAAGAAUAAUGGCACUUGCGUUAAAACAUAAAAUGUCACCACAUCGUAUCUAGUACAAUAUAUGUACAUAUGUAAAUGUUACAAUAUUUAAAUCUGGAAGCAUAGUGAGCCUUUACAAAUCCGAAGAAUCAUAAUUUCGAGGGUACAAAGCAGUACUGAAUUUGUUACAACCAGGAUAAAUAGACAACUCGAGGAUGACCAAGUUUGAGUUUGAGAAGGAUAAUAAUCCAUGUGGGAACCAGAAGGCUGGGGAAUCUUAUUGCGGUACAGACACAUUUUAUCUCAAGGAUGUCGAAACGGAUUCCACGUCAAAGAAACUUCGUUACCCAAAACAAGUCUGGUUUAUCCUAGCAAAUGAAUUUUGCGAACGAUUCUCCUACUAUGGCAUGAAAGCCGUCCUCACCAUCUACCUCGUCAACGUAUUGGCGUAUAGUCCUGAUUCCGCUACGAAACUUUAUCAUAUUUUUAGCGGCUUCUGCUACUUUACACCUCUUUUUGGGGCGAUGAUCGCUGACUCUUUUUUGGGGAAGUUCAGAACUAUACUUUAUCUUUCAAUUGUGUAUUCACUGGGAAAUGUCAUCCUUUCUCUGGCUGCAACUCCACCACUAAAUCUUCCAGACAGGACCUUCAGUCUCAUAGGACUAGGGUUGAUUGCGAUCGGAACGGGUGGUAUCAAGCCCUGUGUUAGUUCAUUCGGUGGUGACCAAUUCAUACUUCCACAGCAAGAGCGACACUUGGGACAAUUUUUUAGCAUAUUUUAUUUUUCAAUCAAUGCCGGAAGUCUCAUAAGCACAUUUGUCACACCAAUUUUCCGAAAAGACAUUGCUUGUUUUGAAAGUGAUACUUGCUAUCCACUGGCAUUCGGAGUUCCAGCUGCCCUUAUGAUUGCUGCCCUUGCCAUAUUUAUCCUGGGAAGACCCAUGUAUACGCUAACCAAACCUGCAGGGAAUCUAGUUCUGCUUGUCAUUAAAUGCGUCUCGCACGCCAUCUCAAGAAAGAGGAAACUCGCAGCAACUGGCGACAAACGCGAACACUUUCUUGAUUAUGCUGAUGAUAAAUUUGAUAAAAAGUUACUCAAUGAUGUCAAAGCAUUAUUACGGAUUUUAUUUUUAUACAUUCCGCUCCCAGCGUACUGGUCACUAUUCGAUCAGCAGGGAUCUCGAUGGACCUUACAAGCAACUCGAAUGGACGGAAAAUUUUUUGGGUAUCUAAUUAAACCAGACCAGAUGCAGGUGGUAAACCCAUUCCUAAUUUUGGCCCUAAUUCCAAUAUUCGAUAAAGUGAUAUAUCCAACGCUAAGGAGAGGAAACAUUUUAACCAGGCCAUUACAGCGUCUUACAACGGGUGGAAUUCUAGCAGGCAUUGCAUUCAUCAUCUCCGGCAUUUUGGAGCUGCAUCUUGAACCAACAUACGCGGUCACCUUGGGUCCAUCCGAAUCUCAAGUUCAUUUCAUCAACACUUUGCCAUGCAAUUUGAAUCUGACCUUCAAUGGAGAAUUGGGGUCAAGAGGAAUAGAAUCCUUCGAUAUGUCAAUUCUUUCCAAAAUCUCGGCCGGCAAAUAUGACGGGAAAGUCGAGGCUAUUGGUGAAUGUGAUUUGCUCAAGAACAAUGUGACAUUCUCAUUCAUUGCAGAGGAACAAAAAGCAUUUACCUACAUGAUAAAAGUGGUGAAUGGGUCUAUUGAAAUGCAACGGGACAAGUCUGAGGAUGAGCUGGAAAAGUCAAAGGAAGGAAACCCAAAAUUAAAGGUGAUUAUUUCUGGAAUGCUGGAAGAAGUAAAUUUAAAUGCAACGUUAUUACUCAUCAACGAAAAACAAGUUGCAAAGCAUAUAAAUCUGCAAAAUGAUACUUCCACCGUCUUUCUCAUAGAUCCCAAUAUGUAUCAUUUUAAACUGUUUAUUCCAUCAAAUGAGACUGUCAAUCGACUGGAACAGUCGGUAAAUAUUAGUGGCACAAUUGACCUUCAUCUUGGGGGUAACUAUAUCUUGACUCUGAGCAAGGACCUGGCAUCAGGACAGAUUUCCACUAAAAGUUACACCAUUACUGAACCAAACUCCGUUCACAUGUUGUGGUUACUGCCACAAUACAUUGUCAUUACAAUCAGUGAAGUAAUGUUCUCUGUCACUGGAUUAGAAUUCUCAUUUUCCCAGGCUCCUGUAAGUAUGAAGGCUGUCAUACAGGCUGCCUGGCUACUCACUGUUGCAUUUGGAAAUAUCAUUGUCGUAUUCAUAGCAGAGUUUAUUAAGUUUGACAAGCAGUCCAAAGAGUUUUUCUUAUUUGCGGGAUUGAUGUUCGCUGAUAUGACGAUAUUUGGAAUCAUGGCAUAUUUUUACAAGCCCAUAGACAUCAAUGCGAACGAAGGGGAAGAAGAUGAAUCCAGGUCCAACAUACCAAUGCAACCUCCAAAUGUUUUUGACAACUCUACAUUUCGGAAGGAAGAGUAGUACAGAAGUGCAACAAUAAGUACCUGACUUCGCCACCUACAUAAAAUUACAUGGAUUUCGUAUUACAUAUUAUUUAGAAACUCGAUAUAUAUGUAGACUACCAGAAAACACAUUUUGCAUUUUUUUAAUUGUAAUACGUUAUAAAUAAACCUGAUAUAAUAAUGGUCGAUGACAAAGAAAAAACAGAAA